Messenger RNA from Olea europaea var. sylvestris, 1679 nucleotides. RefSeq names its product serine acetyltransferase 1, chloroplastic-like. Gene Ontology annotation, cellular component: cytoplasm; cytosol. The transcript has a single exon. Lineage: Eukaryota; Viridiplantae; Streptophyta; Magnoliopsida; Lamiales; Oleaceae. The coding region runs from base 587 to 1537 and encodes 316 amino acids. The record is from RefSeq and is a predicted model, not a curated record. Gene Ontology annotation, molecular function: L-serine O-acetyltransferase activity.
UGUACGCGCAUGUGCCAUCCCAUGUGAGGACUCUCCAGAGGUCAAUGGAAGCUGAAGUUUACUGACUUUUGAAUCAAACGGAAACUUCUCGAAGGAAAGUGCCAGAGUGCAGAUUCUUGGACAGUUCUUCGAUUGUUUUUGUCCCCAGAGAAAGCGUCACGCAAGACGUUAUUCAGGAGUUCUUGUUCUAAUUACCUUCUUCAUUCUAAAUGCGAUGCAUAUUGCGUACGCAAAAUACAGAAAAUAAGUUAAAUUUUUGUUUAUAUUAUUUUUUAAAUUCGUAUUAUAUAGAGAGAUGACUUCGGGCAAUUUCUUGGAAUUUCAUUUUAGUCUGCAAGUCAUCGAAUAUACAUUACUGGUCCUUUCAGGAAACCUGUCAAGCUUAUUUUAUGGAAAGGAUUUGACUAAUAUUCACCAAGUAUGAAUUUACCCUUAAAUUUCAUUCUGAUUUCGAUUGAUUAAUUUUUUCUCCAGCUCCAGUCCUAUAUAAGAGGGGCUCAUCCUCAAUGCUAUGAAAGCUCAAACAAGUUAGAAUAAUUAUUUUUUCCUCUGUGAUAAAUCUUGUUUUCUUUGUGUCUGGAAAGAAAUGGCAGCAAGUAUUGAUAAUUCUACCAACCAUGGGAGAAAUUUCAAGGCAGAUUCACACUGCAGAUGCCAGAUAAGUAACUUCUGCAGAUACAUGAAAAUGUGCAAACUAAGUUUUCGACGAAUUGAUUCAUCCAAUUCCAUGUGUCAAUAUGGUUUCAAAGAUUCGUCUAAAGUCAUUCCUCAAGAAUGUAGUGAAGAUGAUAUAUGGCAAACAAUGCAAGAAGAGGCUAAAUUUUACACAAAGCAAGAGCCCAUCCUGUCAAAGUACUAUUGUUCAUCUAUACUCUCUCAUAAGUCACUAGAGACUGCAUUAGCAAAUCAAUUAGCUAUCAAAUUAUGCAGAGUGAAUCUAUCAAGAGAAGCCCUUUACGACAUUUUCUUGAAAGCACUGGUAGAAGAUGGCAAUAUCCAGCGUGCUAUCGUAGACGACCUCAAAGCAGUGAGAGAGCGCGACCCUGCCUGCAUAAGUUACGUUCAUUGCUUCUUGAGUUUCAAGGGAUACUUAGCAUUGCAAGCCCACAGAGUAGCACAUAAACUUUGGAUAAAUGGUAGAAUUGCAUUAGCGAUCCUCAUUCAAAAUCAAGUUUCAGAAGUUUUCGCAGUGGAUAUUCAUCCAGGAGCAAAAAUUGGACAUGGCAUCGUAAUUGAUCACGCCACUGGAAUUGUGAUUGGAGAAACAGCAGUUAUUGGAAAUAGAGUUACAAUUUUACAUGAUGUGACAUUAGGAGGUACAGGGAAGGUACAAGGGGAUAGGCACCCCAAGAUUGGAGAUGAGGUUCUCAUAGGUACAGGGGCUAAAAUAUUGGGCAACAUUAAAAUUGGAGAAAAUGCAAAAAUUGGAGCAGGAUCAAUUGUUUUAAAAGAAAUUCCAGCAGGUGCAACAGCAGUUGGAAAUCCUGCCAGAGUAGUAGGAUUGAGUCGAGAUAAAUCAAAGAGGGCCCUACUAUAAUGUCAUCAUAUAUGUUGUAAUAUCUCAUUUCAACUUGAGCAUCUUCUUAUGCCUUGCUUUUGGCUUUUUUUCAUAAACUACACUUUCUUUACCCGAGUCGUAAUACCGGGUAGGAUUGAAAUAAACAUAAAGAAUUUAAGUU